Molecule: messenger RNA, 1203 nt
Organism: Lactuca saligna
Lineage: Eukaryota; Viridiplantae; Streptophyta; Magnoliopsida; Asterales; Asteraceae
Source: the annotation of a GenBank genome assembly
CAAAGAGACUCAGAAGAACGAAGAGGAAACAAGAAACCUAAGGCUAAGUUUCAGUAUCAAUUACAGUUUACAACAAAAAAAUGGGUGUGAAAGUUUCAAGACUCCUAACAAGACAACAAAAGAAAAAGCGGGUGGUGGUUGUUGGUGGUGUUAGCUAUGAGCUUGAUAUGUCUUACAUCACAACUCGCAUUUUAGCAAUGUCAUUUCCAGCUGAGAUAAUGAGAGCUAUGUAUCAAAAUCCUAUGAUACAAGUCAAGGCAUUUUUGCAAAAGAAACAUCCAAGACAUUACAAGGUGUAUAACUUAUGUACAGAGCAAGCUUAUGAUCCAUCUCUUUUCAACAAUCUUGUGGAAAGAUUUCCGUUUGAUGAUAAUCAUGCCCCAUCGAUCCAAAUGAUCAAUGAAUUCUGUGAAAGUGUCCAUUCAUGGCUUUCAAGUGACCCAAAGAAUGUUGUCUUCAUCCACUGCAUGGCGGGUAAAGGUCGGAUCGGGUUGAUGGCAUCUUGUUACUUGGUUUACGUCGGCAUGUUGGCAGAAGAAGCUCUUCCCCUUUAUUCAAAUCAUAAAGGGUCCACAAAUUAUCUUCGAGUGAUGACACCAAGUCAACGGCGUUACGUCAGCUAUUGGCGGAGAUCUCUUACAUUUCCAAACGGCUGUUUACCAGAAGUCAGCCUUCCAAAACCAUGUAGCAAAGAGCUCAGGAGGAUUCGACUUUUUGACACCAAAUCUGUAGAGUUGAUCUUUUUUGUUGUUUCGGAACUGCAAGAAGUUACCGGAGAUAUAUAUCGUUCACCGGUGGAUGCUUGUCGAAAUUUCUGCAGAAAAGUUAGGAAAAACCGUGGUUUUGGGAACUCGGAAAUCGAGGAAGAAGAGACACAAAACUGCCUUGACCACUACUUUUGUGACAAAACAAUAAAGGUUGCUGGAGAUGUGUGUGUGACAUUCUAUGAAAAGAACAUUGGGGGUCGUCUCUUCUGUGUUUGCUUCAACACCGGGUUUAUUGAAAAUGACUUGAUACAGUUUUCGAUAGCAGAAUUGGAUAAAGUUGGAACUAAGGGCAAUUCUAUAGCGGGUUCCGAGUUUCGAUUGGAGAUGCUUUUUAGUUCGGCGAACGAUAAAGCUAAUGACUAGUAGUGAAGUGGAGAUAGUUUUUGUUUUUUUAUAAUGUUUUCUUUGUCAAUUUUUGUUUCUAACUUUUUUGGGG